AUGACGACGGCAGCAUUCGGAGAAUGGCGAGGUCCGCGCGAAGAGCGGGACACACCAGAAAUGGGGAUGGGAGAAUUAUGGGACGCGCUCCCGCCGCUAGAACCCCAACCCCCGACAUCGCAGGAAGCUGGACUGGAACAAUACGUUCAGACCAGGAUAGAGCAGGAGCAGAAGAGGCUCCACGAUUUAUACGAAACACAGUUGAGAGAGGCCAAAGAAGAAGUAGACGAAUUGCUAGCCAAGCUGAGGUUAGCUACGUCGAGUUCUUCUACGUCCGCUCCAGCCGCAUCCGCACCGCCGCCACCCACUACGCAGCCGAAGCGCGUAGACAGAACCAGAACGGCUCUCCAGAAGCCUGAGAACUUUGAUGGAGACCGAAAGAAGUAUAAGGCUUUCCGCGAAGCCUUGAUGCUUAAUUUUGAAGAUGACGAAGAGUAUUUCGCGGAUGAAAGAAGGAAGAUCGCUUACGUGCUUUCUUUUAUGACAGGAGGAGCAGCGGCUGCUUUUAGAACAGAGUGGAUGGAAACGAAGAUGGCAAGGAGGAUGUGA
Molecule: messenger RNA, 549 nt
Organism: Serpula lacrymans var. lacrymans S7.9
Lineage: Eukaryota; Fungi; Basidiomycota; Agaricomycetes; Boletales; Serpulaceae
Exons: 1
Coding region: 1-549 (182 amino acids)
Source: RefSeq, a predicted model, not a curated record